Messenger RNA from Aegilops tauschii subsp. strangulata, 405 nucleotides. The record is from RefSeq and is a predicted model, not a curated record. Lineage: Eukaryota; Viridiplantae; Streptophyta; Magnoliopsida; Poales; Poaceae.
AUGUACCUCCUUGUGUAUGUGGAUGAUAUUGUCCUGGUGAGCUCAUCCCCGAUGGCUGCUGAUGCUCUUGUGACUGCACUUGGUCGUGAUUUUGCAGUUAAGGAUUUGGGACAACUUCAUUUCUUCCUGGAUAUUGAGGUCGCUCAUCAGUCUCGUGGCAGUUUGGCUCUCACCCAGAAGAAGUACUCUCUUGAUCUCUUGCAUCGUGCUGGUAUGCUCAAGUGCAAGCCAUCGCCUACGCCCAUGUCCUCCACUGACACCCUUUCUGCUGCUGAUGGUGCUCUUCUCUCUCCUGAGGAUGCUACUAAGUACAGGAGUAUUGUUGGUGGCCUGCAGUAUCUGACAAUCACGCGUCCUGAUCUCUCCUUUGCAGUUAACAGGGUGUGCCAGUAUCUUCAUCACUGA